CAAAUCUUAGAUCCCUCAACCUUGAUAGCCCUUUCAAGUCUCACCCCCACCCUACACCUUUCUCAAUCUCUCUCCACAUAAAAAUAGGGCCAAGGAGAAAUAGUGGAAGAAACAAGGAGCCAAAGAGAAAAAGAAAGGUCCAACCUUGACAACCCGCCCUUCAUAUUAGGUAUUUUACUGGUAUCUCUAUCUCCCGAAAAUUCCAUGAAAAAUCUAUUUUUUCAACAGAUGUGCUUUGUGUCUCUUCAAAAAUUUGAAAAAAAUUAUCGCUAUCUAUAGUCUACACCCUUUUCUUUCCAUGUAUGUAUAAUAGAUAGGAUUGGAUGCAUAGAAAGCGCGGGCCUUGAAAUUCUGUGUCCAGCGGCAUGAUUAUUCACUUCCCGGCCAAAAACUUGCAUAUCGCUCACACCCAUCAGCUUCCUCGAACGAAACCCAUCUGAUCGGAAAAACCCACAAAUCCAUUCACUUUUGCGCAACCAAUACUCCUGAAUUUUUCUAAUGGGUUUUGAUUUAUAAAUGGCAGGAUGGUCCAAAAGAGUGAAUGGGUCGGGUCUAGAAUGCUUGAGAUCUCUUGAAAACCCCCAGGAGAAGCUUCUUGAUUAUAUAGUUGGGGUUAAAGGCUAUAGGAAGGAGGUUGAGGGAGAAAGAACCAAUACUGAGACUGGGGUUUUGUUUACUAAAUUGGUUGUUCAUUUGCUUGAAGAAUCACACAGCCCUAGGUGUUCUAUCCAGAUGCCGCCCAGGCUUGAGAAUGAUAAACCGGUUAAUUUGUUUAUGCUCUAUCUUGUUGUGAGGGAGAGAGGUGGGUAUGAGGCAGUUUCGAGGAAUGGUUUGUGGGAUGAAGUUGCUAGGGAAUGUGGGUUCGAUUUGCCGUCUGGGGUUCCUUUGAAAUUGGUUUAUGCCCAGUAUUUGAAUGCACUUGACAGGUGGCUGCAGAAGCAAUUAAAGGAGCCCAAGAGUCCAGAAAGAAACAGUGGCAUGGAUGUUGGUGGGAUAUCAAUGGACAUGGACCCCAGCUUCAUGAACGUUAUUAGGACGAUUUUGGAAGUGAAGGCAGGCAAGAAGAAUGUCAACUCUGCUGACUUAGAGAAUUCUAAUAUUGUUGAACCAUCAGUAAUUGUCAAAACAAAUGUCAGUGUAAAAAAGGAUGAUAAUUGGCCUGCUACCACUUUGCUUAAGGAAGAAAAUGCCAUAAGCAGAAAGAGGAAACAUGAAUCUUACCUUGAUAUGGUAAAUUGGGUACUUACAGCUGCAAAGGACCCUUGUAACACAUCAAUUAGGAAAAUACCGGAUGUUUCCAACUGGAAUUCUUAUGGGACUGAUACAAUUUGGAAGCAAGCUCUGUUGCUGAAAGGAUUAAUGCUCUUGAAACAGAACACUGAUUCAAGUUGCCAGAAUUCUGUUUUGCAGAAAUCACAGAAGAUGCACCCCGCAAUGUAUGAGGACAAGAGUGCUCUUUCUGAUAGAGUAAGAUGCAGCCAAAGGCUUGUUGCUCAAGAAGAUUCUUUCAAAAAGAAACGCACACAGAUUUCUUCCAUAUCAUCAACUAAAAGUGUUCCCAAUACUGAUGAUCCAAGUGACACACAGAACACACCUACACAAGAUUUAGAUGCUGGUCGUUGGUGGAACCAGCAUCGUAGAAAGCGGACACCUGUCGGACGUAAUUUCCAAGCAGAAGUACCAGAGUGGACGGGUGAGAUCAUAGAAAGUGAUUCUAAAUGGUUGGGACAUCAAAUCUGGCCUUUACCAAAAGGUGAGAAGCGUGGGAUGUUAAUUGAAAGAAUCCCUAUUGGAAAGGGAAGGCAAGAAAAUUGUGGCUGCCAAAACCGAGGCUCCUACGAGUGUGUUAAGUUCCAUAUUUCUGAGAAAAGGACAAAUUUGAAAUUUGAGUUGGGCUCUGCCUUUUAUCUAUGGAAACUUAAUUGUACCGGUGAGGAUGUUGCAACUUAUUGGACCAAAGAAGAAGAAAAGAAAUUUAAGGAAAUAGUAAUAGCAGGCUCUCCUAUAUCAGAAAGCAAGUCUUUCUGGGAUGAAAUAUUUAAGGAGUUCCCUAAAAAGAGUAGAGAUGCGUUGAUAAGCUACCACUUUAAUGUUUUCCUUCUCAGACGCCGAGCUCACCAGAAUAGGUUCACACCUACCGAAAUUGACAGUGAUGAUGAUGAAGAACAUUGUGGUCCAAGGGCAAAUUCUUUUGGCCGAGAACCUACUAAGCCUUCCAACCCCAUCUUCUCCUCAUCUAAAAAGUGAGCUUAAGAUCCCCACACAGUACAUAUGGUCUUCCGUCUUCCAAUGACUUGUUCGUAGGUGUAAAUUGCAGAAAAUCUUAAAGUGCUUCUACUGUUGAGCAAUUCUUUCUUUGGUGGGAAUAGGCUUGAGGAUGCGGAUGCAAACAUGAUAGCUAUCUUUAUUCACAUAUACCAAAAUUCUUGAUAGCAGGAGGAAAUUUUUGCAUUAUGCUCGUGUGUCCCAAUGGUUUACACCAGUGACUGCUCUUUAAAGAGUUUCUACUGUAUUGUUUUUUCCCUCUUGAAACGUAUUUUUUAAAAAUUAUUUAUUAAUGGGAUUUCUUUCUUUAAAUAUUUAGUUUCAUCUCCAC
Cuscuta europaea is the source of this 2596-nucleotide messenger RNA. Lineage: Eukaryota; Viridiplantae; Streptophyta; Magnoliopsida; Solanales; Convolvulaceae. The record is from the annotation of a GenBank genome assembly.